UACCAGGUAGCUACUGUCUUGUAUAAUUCGUUUGGUUUAUUGACUAAACACCGUUGCAAGCCCACAGCAGACGGUUUAAAACGCCGCUAGCCAGUAACAGUAUCAUGCUAACGAUGUCUCGUGCUUAUGGCGUUCUGCUUUCAGAAAUAUUAGGCUUAACAAAAGAUAAGUGGGCUAACUAAAACUGAAUGAUUAUACCUAAGUGGCAUUUAAAAAAAAUCAUAUUUACAUUAGCUGUAAAUAUGUAGUGGUGUUUUACCAAGGCCUAUAGGUCUAGCCUAUAUUUAUAAAACAAAAAAAACUUAGCUAGGCUAUACCACAACCCUUGGGUUAUUAUUUUAAACAUUAAAUAAGCCUCUGCAGCAGAGCAUAUAGCUCUGUGUUAGCUACUUUUUAAUCUAAAAUAAAACAGUAGUCUAUACAACGCUUGGAACAUUUGGAAAUGUAGCUAAGGUUCCAGUAGCCUACUGAGUCUUUGAAGGCAGAGCGACCGUUUUUAGGUUUGAAAGCAGAACAGCAGAUGUCACUACAGCCAAUAAACACUUAUCUUAACGUAUUUUACUACGAGGCACAGAGAGCGUCUAUAAGCCCCUAACUCCGGCAGGUGUUUGAUCAUUUUAUUGUAUACGCUUGUUUUAAUGAUAAACCAAAUUAAAUAGCUGGUGUUAAUCCAUCUACUGUCCACCCUCUCUGUUUGUGGCAACAGUUAUUGUGGAAUGGGAAGGUGUUUCGGUAUGUUAGGUAGGCUACACGGAAGUGUAAUUACAGCGCUUGUCGCUGUGCUUAAAUGACAGGAGGAGGCGUUGUGUGUCUGUUGUCAAAGACAGCCUCUUAUCACAGCUGGACCUCCAACAUGGCACCAAAAGACCCUCUACUCGGCACUCUCAAAUUGUGUGUCCUGAACCUGCAGUCAAAUGGAGAGAUGGUGUCAGACACCAACCCUCACCUCGCCUCCUGCUGUCAGCUUCUUGAGCUGGUCCUCAGGAAGGGGCUCCAACAGCCGGUUCUCAGUCUGGUACACAGAGACUACUGGCAGUGUUUUGAACAACUUACCCACCACGAUACCUGUGGCAGGCUGUCUGCCCUGUCUUUAAUAGUGGAGCAGACCAGAGUUUGCAGGAAGCUGCUCUCAGCUCAGGGCCGAGGCCGCUACCUGCUCAGACUGGCCCUCAGCCGCAAGGCUCUGCCACAGUUCAUCACACACCUGCUGCACACACCCAGAGUCCUGGAGUGGUACAGUCCAGCAAUGUCAAUCCUAAGGAAUGAGGAAUUUGUGGAGCCUUUCAUGUCGCUGCUGCUGGUCCUCUCUCACAUGGAGUUCAAACUGGACAUGGAGAAUUGCAGUUUUCUGGAUGAAAGCUGGCUCCUACCGGUGUGUGAGACAUAUGAAGUAGUGCCCUGUCGGGAGGUAGGGAUGGUGUUGAGGUAUCUGAGUGGGCGCGUCUUCGUCCUCGACUUGAUGCCUGGUAGUCAGGCUCAUGUCGACAACUUUAUCUCUCCUGGUGACAUCAUUGAUGAGAUCAACGGAACCUCGCUGAGGAAUUCCAAGAAUGGACAGGCAGGUGUGCUUCUGUCUCGCCUAAAGGGCUGCCCUCUAUCCAUUGGUGUUCUGCGGUUGAGGGCUCAGGAUGGGACAGUGUAUCUGCCCCUUAUCAAACUCCUGCAGACCCUGAGGAUGGAGGACCCCACCCUGCAGAUUGGUCCCGCUCCCUCCCAGCAGUCAGCUACCAAGGACCAGAGAAACUCUCCAUCACAGUGUCUCAAGGAGGGAAGGAUUGUGUACAUUGUGCAGUUCUUGGGAAAGGCAAACGUAAUGUUGGGGGGAAAGGAGGUGCUGCAGCAUGCCAUUACACAAGUGUUGCAGAAAAACCUACCUAGCAAGGAAGUGCUAUUGGAUAUGAAAGAAACGCAUUUGACAUGCACAGAAAGAAACAGUAAAUCGGAGCUGUUUCAGCAUCACUAUCCAGAGAUUUCAUGUGUAGGGAGAUUCGGCCAAGGGGACUACACAAUAUUUGCAUUCUGCGUGGCUGGCUCCCCAGAAACCCCUCAGUCAACAGGCUUCUGCUGCAUGGCACUGAGGGCCAGCACUAUCAAGGAGUGCCGUAUUGGUGAGGAACAAUUAUGCACGCUCUAUACAAGAAAUUCAUAAUUUACAUUAGUUUUAGAGACCUUAAAGCCAUGUUGUAUUCUUCUUACAGCUACUGGUUUCAAGCAUACAGAGUGGUUUGUAUGACAACUCAACUAUUGUGUAUAGAGGUGUAAAUAAAGUCUAUCCAGAUCAUG
Perca fluviatilis (European perch) is the source of this 2283-nucleotide messenger RNA. RefSeq lists its product as uncharacterized. The record is from RefSeq and is a predicted model, not a curated record. Gene Ontology annotation, molecular function: protein binding. NCBI's taxonomy places the organism in Eukaryota, Metazoa, Chordata, Actinopteri, Perciformes, Percidae. Bases 788 to 2149 code for a protein of 453 amino acids. The transcript is spliced from 15 exons.